AUGGCACGGGACACGCACCCGGAGGGGUCGUCCCUGAGCUCACCCUUUCCAGCAGAUGUCGUGGUCUACGAUGCUGAGCAUGCUGCCCGGCACGAGGCUCUGGCCCUUCGCCUGCAGGAGCAACAGGAGCGCGAGCAGGCGGAGGUGGAGAUGUUGAAGGCGGCCGUGGGCAGUGUGUUCUCAGUCCGGAAGCCCCGAGAUGCCGUGGCUGGGACAGCCAGCGGCUUGAAGACGAUGGCCAGGGGUGUCGGUGUUGGCUUGGCGAGCUUGGUUGUCCAGCCUUAUGUUGGUGCCAAGUGCGGGGGCAUCAAGGGCUUCGCCAAGGGCUGCGGCACGGGCCUAGCCACGUGUGUGGGCAGCACCGUGGCAGGAACGGUUGUGGGAAGCGGCCAGAUCGUUCGUGGUGUUGUCAACACCCCCGGAGCCAUUCUGCGAACUGCCCGGGGAGAGGUCUGGAACUCCGAGACGCGGAAAUGGGAGAAGGACUGGUACUCCUUGCCCGAAGAAGCUGCUGAGGUCCUUUGCCAGGAUGACGAGGAGGCGUGCGGCGAGAGCCGAGCCCGGACAGGGUCAUCCAGGAAGGUGCACCACACGGAGCUCUACGAUAUCUUAGGUGUCCGGCCCGAGGCCUCGGAAGCGGAGAUACGCCGGGCCUUCUACAAGAAGUCCUUGGCCCUCCACCCAGACAAGAACCCGGACAACCCCGAAGCGACGAAGCAGUUCCAGGCAGUCAGCGAUGCGUACCGGAUCCUCGGCGAUGAGGAAAGGAGGCGCGCCUACGACGAAUUGGGCAAGGACACGGCUGCCGCGAACCUUCCGAAGAUCGAGCCCGUGGUGUUCUUUGCGGCACUCUUUGGGACUCACCACUUCGAGCCGUUCGUGGGCCGCCUGCGCUUGGCCCAAGACAUUGACACGGACAUGCAGCUCAUGAUGCGUGACAUCAUCGCCGCAGAAGACGAGGAGAGCGGGCAGAUCGACGCGCUCAAGGUCAGCCGGGCUCACAAGCGGAUGCAGGCUCUGGAGCGACGCCGGCAGGUGCAAUGCGCCGUCACACUGGCCAGCCGCCUGGACGAAGCCCGCCUCCAAGAGGAGGGCCGUUGGGAGGCGGAGCAGCGAGCAGAAGCGAAGCGUUUGUCCCAGGUCCCAUCGGGCGUGGAGAUGCUCUACCUCAUCGGCUGGCUUUAUGUCAACGGCGCCGAGCAGUGGCUGGCUGGCAGUGCCGCCGCCCGCAUGGUAGCCAAGAUGCAGGCCAAGGCGCACCUCUUGAAGUCCAAGGGGGAGCUCGCGGCGUCUGCGGGACGGACGGCCAUCACCGUCAACAGCAUCAUGAAGACGGCAGAGAGGAAGAAGACCAAGUCGCAGAGCUCAGAGCCCAAAGAAGGCAAAGAUGCGAUGGGAAGAGGUGCUCCUUCCAGCCCCGCACGGGGAAAAGAGACAGCUUCGGAGGAUUCUCGAACGUCGCAGAACCUCGAGGAAGCCCACGAAGAAGUCCACGAUGAGGCGGGGUCGAGCAGGGCUUGCCCUUCUGAAGGUCGAGAAAGUGUGGGCUCGCGUGCUGAGGAGAAGCGCUUGUCCCCUGGCACCGUCGUUGCGCUCUGCAACCUGAGGACUCAAACAGAGUUGAAUGGAGAGGUUGGUGUCAUCGAAGAGUUCGACGCAUCUUCCGGGCGCUACGUUGUCCACCUUCUCUCGGAAGGGUUGGAACCUCGCAGGAUUCGAGCCGAGAAUCUUUUGAUCAUGGAGGACCCCGCGCGUGACGACGCUUCUGGAGGCUCGGCAUCCUCCACAGCUCCAGCUCCAGGGAAGCCGGACCGACAGGACACCUCGGAAGAUGCCCACUGGGCACCAGGUGGCGAAGAUGCCGAGAUCGCGGAAGCUUUCAAGGACACAAUGCCACUCUUCCACGAGACGCUCUGGAAAGUCACGGCCAUCGACAUCGAGUACACGCUUGCCAAGGUAGUACGGCGAGUACUGCGCGACAUGUCGGUGGACAAGUCGGCACGGCAGCACCGAGCCGAGGCGCUGCGUCGCUUGGGGGCCAUCCUACAGGAGCCCCUGAGAGAGCGGAAUGCCGACCUUGGUGCCUCCCGUCUCUCGCUGGAGGGCCGCGAGGCGCCGCCGGUGGAGAGGCGCGUGAGCUCCAGGUCCUCGAUCCUCGCUCGUCUUCCCCGGGUGUCCUGGCGCUCUCGCAAAAGCGGCGCCAAGGAGGCAAGGACCAAGGAGCAGGAAGCCAAGCAAAAGCAGAUGGAGGCAGCUCUGGUCUUGAUGGCUGCAGGGGCUUCCACUGAGGACGUGGACGAGAUGUUGGCUGCAAGGUCUGCCAUGGAGUCUGAGCUUGAUCCGUUUCACAAUUCCGUGUAG
Molecule: messenger RNA, 2361 nt
Organism: Symbiodinium natans
Lineage: Eukaryota; Dinophyceae; Suessiales; Symbiodiniaceae
Source: the annotation of a GenBank genome assembly